AUGGCCGACUGGGACGACGACUACCUCAGUGGCCCGGCCACUGCGUCGUUACCGCUGUCUACGCAGUCUACGCCAGCCAACAAGAUGAACCGCCGUUCCCUCACUCCGCCGCCUAGAGUCCCGUCUUCGCCUCCUCCCAUGCACAGCGAACGCAAGGACCGCCGCCACUCGAAGCGCACCUCCAGGGACAUCACAAACGACGACUCCAUCAGCAUCCUGGAUCCUCGCCGCUUUACCCCGACCCUGCACGCCAACCUGGUAUCCGAGAUCCUGUCCUUGCGGAGGGACCAGGAGGAGAAGAUCAAGCUGAUCGAGAGCCUGGAACACACCCUCAGCAUCUCCCACAAGGAGCAGGAGGAUGCUGUCGAGAGCUUCAGCGUCACCGCAAAGGAGAAUCGCUCGCUGAAGCGCCAACUGGCCCUCCUCGAAGGCGGCACCUCGUCAGCCCUAGGUGAGCUUGCCAGGGAAAGGGACGAGGCCGUCGAAGCUUCCGCAGAUGCCAGGAAGCGUCUCGAGACGGCCCAGAAGAAGAUCCGUACCCAGGACGAGGAUUCGCAACGAGUCCAUGACCAGUGGGCCCGCGAGAAGGAUGACUGGGACGAGGAGAGGCGCAAGUUUGAGCGCAAGCUCCACGUCGCCGAGAGCAGGCUGAGGGUCGUCCUCGACGAGGUUGCCGCCUUCCAGGCCGCGCAGGCCAACGGCGCCGCCGGCGGAAACGAGAGCGACGUCGAGAGCGGCCGCGAGAACGACGGCGGGAGCGUCCGGUCCAUGAGCGUGACCAACAGCAUCCGCUUCUCCUACGCCCACCCCAACCGCGGCUCCAUCAUCAGCAAGAUCCCCGGCAACACCCUCGCCGACGAGCUCGACCUCGACGAUGACGACGAGACCGACUGGGACGGCCGGGAGAGCGUCUUCUCCGGCCACACGAGCCAGCACGGCCACGCCAGGAACUUUAGCAGGGAUAGCGUCGGCGCCGUCGGCCCCAGGCACGUCAGGAACCAAAGCAUCGACAGCUUGAAGCGCCCCGGAAGCAUGGUCCGUGGCAAGAUCUUCAUGAACCCCUCGGUACUCGAAGCCCUGGAGGGCGAGGAGGAGGAGGUCACCAUCAUGGAGAAGCCCACAUACACCGACACCGGUGUGCAGUACACGCCUCCUCCCUCGCCGGUCGCCCAGGCCGCCGAUCCGGAGCCGGAGCCGGAGCCGGAGCCGGAGCUAGAGCUAGAGCUAGGGCCAGAGCCCGAGACUGAACCCGAGACGCCCACCCCCCCGAUGAAGCUUGCCGAGGACGACGGCGUCGCAUCACCGCCCCGCGGCGACUCGGAGGCUGAGGCCGACCGACAACGCAAGAGGGUCCAGCUCACCUCGACCGCCACCCGGACGGUGCUGGAUCAACCGCCGACGGAGCAGCCGCCACCCAGCAAGAUGGUGUCUUCCUCGUCCCAGACGGUCGAGGAGCCGAUAAGCCCGCCUGAUACACCUCGACGCCCCGCGACGCCUGAGGAGGAGACGGCGGAGCCACCGGUCAUCAUGAUCACGACGUCGACGCAGACUGAGGAACCACCGGCAGCGCCACAGCCGGAGCCGGAGCCGGAGCCGGAGCCGGAGUCAGAGUCGGAGCCGGAAGAACCGGCAGCCCCCAGCCCUCCUCGUACACGACAGCAUCUUCCUCGUCCGUCACCCUCACCGCCGCCUAUCCCGAGCAUCAGCAUCCAGCCACCGACGAGCCGGCCGACGACUCCCCGCGAGCCCCGCCUCCCGCCUCUGUCCAAGCACUUUGGCUGUCAGGUCAACAUGCCCCUGUCCGCGACCACGAGCGACGCCUGCAUCCAGACGGAGGGUAUUCAGGUUGAUAAGCGCCUGGCCAAGCUGCCCGCGCACCUGCAGCCGUCGUCCAUCACGUCGAGGCCCUCGUCGCCGAACCCUGUUCCCGCUGGGGCGGACAUGGACAGGCGUUUCAACGCGGUGCCCAGCGUGGCACCCCCGCGCAACCCGCGUCGUCUGGCCAAGGCGGCAACUGUCACGGCAGCAGGAGCCGGCCCGACGCCGACGGAUCAGCAGCAGCAGCCGCCGGUGUCGCCGUCGCUCCCGCCGCCGGGCCGAGACGACGACGAGCUCCGCGACUCGUAUCCAGGCAACAACGACAACGGGCCCCUGUCGGAUGACAGGGCCGCCCCCAAGAGGCCGCACCGCUUCAGCAGCCUCUUUGCCGGUUUCGAUACGGCCAGCUCUGACGAGGCCGAGUUUGCUGACGAGGACAACAGCGACAGCGAGUUCCGCACAGCCCUGUCUGCCCCACGGCCGCAGUCCAUCUCCAGCCGCGGCGGUGCCCGCAGCCCGACCGACACCCUGACGUCUCCGACGUCGCCGGACCGCGUGUCCAUGAGGCAGGCGCCCAGGAACUCUGUCAGGCCCAUCGCCGCCCAGGUGUACGGCAGCUACAGCUCGAUCGAUGGCAGGUCGUCGCCCAGCAACAACGCCCCGGGCGGCACCGACAGCAGCAGCGCUAUGCGCAAGGCCGCCGUGAUCCAGAGCGGCAUGGCCAGUCACAUGGCCGGCGGCCGCUCGCGGAGCCCUAGCCUGCCUGACGCCCGAUACCCGCCGUUCCCUAUCCCUGCGCGGGCGAGCUCGAGGAAGCCCAUCUCGAGCGCUCCGACCAGCGAAGGCCGGAGGUCACCCACACGCGUCGACGGAUGGCAGCGCCGCAACGCACGUACCCACGUCUACCGACCCAGCACGUCCAGCAGCCUCCGCAAGACGCGGUCAGCCGCCACCCUGCCCCGUCAGCACGGGAGCCAGAACCAGCGCUACCGCAGGCAUGGCAGCAAGUCACCUCCCCCCCUGUCUCCCUCGACCGAGGCGCCCGAGAGCCCCGGCCUGCCUCCCCUGCCGCGCAACGACAUCACGACGCCGCGUAACCGCCGCAGCCGCGGCAACAGCCACUACAGGAGGCACCGACCCCGCGCGUCCAACACGACGGACAAGACCAACGUGACCAGCAUGACCAACGGAACGUAUGCGACCAACAUGACCAACGGGACCAACGGGACCAACGGGACAAACGCCACGGACCCGGUGUCCGUGAUCAGCGGCGCAAGCAACGGCGUCAUCAGCAACGGCGGUAGCCAGACGUCCGUCGUCGACGCCAUUGCCCAGUGCAUGGUGGGCGAGUGGAUGUUCAAGUACGUUCGGAGGCGCAAGUCGUUCAACGUCCCCGAGACGAACGGCAACGGCAAGGACGAUUCCGGGAAUGACCGCCACAGGCGGUGGGUGUGGCUGGCGCCGUACGAGAGAGCCAUCCUGUGGAGUAGCAAGCAGCCGUCAUCGGGGAGCGCCCUGAUGGGCAAGGCAGGAAGGAAGCUGAUGAUCCAAUCCGUGCUGGAUGUCAAGGAUGACAAUGCCGCGCCCAAGGGCUUCGCCGGAGGCGUCUUCAACCGCUCCGUCCUGAUCCUGACACCCCAGCGAGCCCUCAAGUUCACGGCUACGUCGGCCGAGAGGCACUACGUCUGGCUGACGGCGCUGUCCUUCCUGGCGCACUCGUCGCAGGCUGUGCCGGAGAUUGUCAGCUCGCCGCUGCCACAGCGAGCGCACCACAAGGAGCUGCUGUCGCCGGCGACGGUGGCCAUGGACGACGGCGCACCGGCACCUUCGCUACCCAAGGCGAAGCGGUCGGGCAUCCGCGACUCGAUCCGGCUGGCCAAGGGCCGCGGGGCCGGCGGCGGGAUGGGAGGAGGACCGGUACAGGUGCCAUCCGAGCCACCCAUCCCCAGCAUCCCGACCACUCUGCCGGAGCAGAUGAGUGACGCGACGAAUGCGGGGGCACCCCCGACAGCAGCCGACUUCGCCAUCGGGGCUAUCACGACCAGCCAUACCCGAGACCAGUCGUACGACACGGCCGAGCCGCCGAUGAUACCCCGGUUCCAGGAACGGGCCAACCAGACCGCCGUGCACGGACGCAAGAGGAGCAACACGGGCGGACACGUCCCUCCGCCCCUGUCGUUCAGGGGCUUCUCCGGGCCGGCACCCAGCCUGAGCGCGGGCGGGUCGUCGGGCCACCGCCCGACGGGCAGCACGGCAGGCGCGAGCAUCGGCACGGCCGGCUCAUCAGACUACUCCUACCAGUCUCAGUCGCAGACGCAGUCGCAACCCUCGCAGUCACAGUGGGGCAUGUCGAGUCAGGCGGGCGGAUCGUCGCAGCGCACGUCGGAGGCGUCAUCGCGGCCGUCCAACUUCUUCGACGCCAUCGGCACGGUGCGCAUGGAAGCCUUCAUCAGCCCCCUCGGGCCGUCGCAGUUUGGGGACUACCCCGACGAGCAGGACGAGCUGAGGCAGGUGGCGCGCCGGCGGAGCAAGGAGCUGAGGAGGAGGCAGUCGCGCCGCAGCGGGAGUCGCACCAGGGACAGCGGAAGCUACUACAGCUACGGGUCCAGGGCUCGGGGAGGAUCUUCGACGGCGGGGGGCGAGGAGGAUUACUUCCGAGAUGACCCGUUUAGGGGAUUCUAA
Messenger RNA from Geosmithia morbida, 4500 nucleotides. RefSeq names its product Nuclear migration protein. Lineage: Eukaryota; Fungi; Ascomycota; Sordariomycetes; Hypocreales; Bionectriaceae. The record is from RefSeq and is a predicted model, not a curated record. Gene Ontology annotation, cellular component: mitochondrion; cell cortex. The transcript is spliced from 2 exons. Gene Ontology annotation, biological process: establishment of mitochondrion localization; microtubule cytoskeleton organization; dynein-driven meiotic oscillatory nuclear movement. Gene Ontology annotation, molecular function: phospholipid binding; tubulin binding. The coding region runs from base 1 to 4500 and encodes 1499 amino acids.